Molecule: messenger RNA, 1377 nt
Organism: Penicillium odoratum
Lineage: Eukaryota; Fungi; Ascomycota; Eurotiomycetes; Eurotiales; Aspergillaceae
Exons: 2
Coding region: 1-1377 (458 amino acids)
Molecular function (GO): acyltransferase activity, transferring groups other than amino-acyl groups
Source: RefSeq, a predicted model, not a curated record
AUGACAUCCAGUCCAAGCGAAGCAUACGUACUAGGCGUGGGCUUGACCCAAUUUCUCAAGCCACGUCGCACCCGCGAAUAUCCCGAACUGGGUUAUGAAGCGGGUGUCAAGGCAAUGAUCGACGCCAAAAUCAAUUACGACGACGUGCAGACCGGCAUCGGAUGCUACUGUUAUGGCGAUACAACCUCAUCUCAGAGAAUCUUUUAUCAAUUCGGAAUGACCGGUAUUCCCAUAUACAACACUAACAAUGCGUGUGCGACGGGUUCCACGGGCCUGCACUUGGCACGCAAUAUGGUCAGAGGAGGUCUUGCGGACUGCAUCCUGGUGAUUGGAUUUGAGCAAAUGCGUCCAGGCUCCAUUAAAAGUGUGUGGGAUGACCGACCCAGCCCCUUGGGUCCAUCUACCACGAUGAUGGAAGAUACGCAUGGAAAACACGGGUCGCCGCGAAAUGCGCAAUAUUUUGGAAAUGCCGGGCAGGAAUACAUGCAAAAGUUCGGUGCUGUGGCUGAGGACUUUGCAGAGAUAGCACGUAUCUCUCAUGAACACUCCCAGCGAAAUCCCUACGCGCAAUUCCGAAAGGCUUAUUCGUUGGAUGAGAUUCUGAACUCUGACCCCGUCCAUGGCCCUCUCACAAAGCUCCAGUGUUCCCCGACGAGCGAUGGUGCCGGAGCUGCGGUAAUCGUAUCGCAGCGUUUUUUGGACGCCCGCCCACAGCUCAAAUCUCAGGCAAUUCUCAUGGCGGGUCAGCAGCUGCUGACCGAUGGACCAGAGGUCUAUUCUCGAAGCGCAAUCGAUUUAGUCGGAUUUAACAUGUCCCGCCAGGCGGCUCUGCUGGCAAUGAAGGAAGCUCGCGUCGAAACUAAGGAUAUCAAAGUAUGCGAACUCCACGACUGCUUCUCAACGAACGAACUUCUGCUCCUUGACGCACUGGGUUUUUCGCAGCCUGGAAAAGCACAUGAGAUGGUUCGUCGGGGUGACAUUACCUACGGCGGGCGUGGUCCUAUUAUAAACCCCUCGGGAGGGUUGAUCUCUAAGGGACAUCCACUUGGCGCAACAGGAUUGGCACAAUGUGCUGAGCUUACCUGGCAGCUUCGGGGAUGGGCCAAUAACCGCCUCGUUUCGAACACGAAUGUUGCGUUGCAGCAUAACCUGGGACUAGGAGGGGCGGUAGUUGUUACUAUUUACAAGAGAGCAGACGGUCAGACCAAUAAAAAGGUUUCCGAUGAGGAGGUUCAGCAGGUCUCUGGCAUAGGAUAUAAUCCUGCCGUCGAAGCUAGGUAUAUUACCCCCGAGGACGGUGAGCGCGUGCGCAGUAAGACCAAGCGCCAUGAUUACGUCUUGCAAGAUACAGUGGGAAAACUUCGAUCCCGCAUCUAG